UGUUUAUUCACCACUUUGUUUUUACCGGUAGACAUCUGUUCCGAAUAAUCUAGGCAGUUUUUCACUCAUGACCACGUCAAAAUUACGAUUUUCAAGCUAUAAAUAAGUUUCGCCUCACAAUUAUUUUUUAUGAACUAAAAAUUUUAUCCUUCUCAAUCGUUUUCUUCCUUUGACAUUAAAAUCAUACAGUUCUGAUUUUUCAAGUGAAUCUGUGACAGUGAAAAAUAGUUGAUAAUGGCGUCGGAUACUCAAGAAAUCAAUGAACAUGAGUUUGCAGCCACACAGCUGCUUAGUUCAACAAAGGUCCAAAGGGAUCAGAAACCUAUAGCUGAGUUAACCAUAGAAGAAACAAUGUACACGGUAUUCCCUGGGAUCACAACAAUAGGAAGAGAUCCUGAGUGCGACAUAGCAAUCAGAGAUGGGUCUGUAUCAAGAAAACACGCACAAAUUGAAGCAAAAUCUGAUGGUGCAGUAAUAUUUCUCAAAGACUUGGAAUCAUGCAAUAAAACACGUAUAAAUAACUUCUCUUUGAGAGCUCUGUCUAAUUAUCAAAUCAAAGACGGUGAUCGGAUAAUUUUCGGUGAUACAGUAGGAAUUUUUAAGCUGUAUAAAAAACCGGCACACCAAAAUUCCGUCGAAGAUUUUAACCUUAGGUCCAUAAUGGUACGUAAAAAAAAAGUAUUAAUUUAAUUUUUUUUAACACUACUAAAAAAUUCCCUAUUGCUUAAGGUAUUAUUAUUAUUAU
Molecule: messenger RNA, 745 nt
Organism: Copidosoma floridanum
Lineage: Eukaryota; Metazoa; Arthropoda; Insecta; Hymenoptera; Encyrtidae
Molecular function (GO): protein binding
Source: RefSeq, a predicted model, not a curated record